Messenger RNA from Physcomitrium patens, 1283 nucleotides. Its product is annotated as dau c 1 isoallergen Dau c 1.0401. The record is from RefSeq and is a predicted model, not a curated record. NCBI's taxonomy places the organism in Eukaryota, Viridiplantae, Streptophyta, Bryopsida, Funariales, Funariaceae. Gene Ontology annotation, cellular component: nucleus; cytoplasm. Gene Ontology annotation, biological process: abscisic acid-activated signaling pathway; defense response. Gene Ontology annotation, molecular function: abscisic acid binding; protein phosphatase inhibitor activity; signaling receptor activity.
AACCUUGCAGUUGGUGGUUUGCACAAACAUUUUGACCAGCACUUGCUCACGGCGUUAACUUCAAGACAUAUCCCCAGAAUAGAAAACUAAUUCCCCUCAGUAAAGCAAAACCUUUUGAAAUUGUAAAGCUGCCGAAAUUCCGAAUCCAGAGAUUUAGGAUCAGGGCUUCUCCUCGUCGUUGAAUUGCACAAUUGUAGCGUUUGACAAGUCGAGUGCUGGGAUCCAGAAAUUGGCCGAUUGGGGUUGUGAUGACGGAUGAACUGGUUGUGUCUGAGUCACGACAAGUUGGCAACAUGUGCAGGGGAGAUGUAGUAGAAAAGGGAUCAGGGGUGAGCUCAUUCACCUGAGAUCGGCAGCGAGAUUAGGUUUCUUGCGUGUUGCAGUUUCACGAGCUCGCAAUAGUGGGAGACAAUGGCACUGGAGAAAGCCGAUGUGAAGGUGAAGCUGGGAGCUCCUGUCGAAAAAAUAUGGAGCGCGGCGAAGAAGAUUGGGGUACUGAUGCCGAAGAUCCUUCCCGAUGUGUUCAGCAGCUGUGAUGUGGUCGGUGACGGUGGGCCUGGCACGAUCCGAGUGUAUCAUUGUGGCCCUGCAAUACAGGAAGGGUUGAAAAUUCGGGAACGUAUCGAUGAGGUUGACGAGGCCUCGCACUCGAUCUGCUACACUGUAUUAGAAGGCGAUCCCCGGUACAAAUCCAUGAGGGCAACCAUAAGGUACGUCUCGAGCGACGACGGCGCCACCUCCACAGCGGUUUUCAACGCCGAGUACGAAAUCGACGAUUCCGAAGAGGGCUUCUCAGAUGAGAUCACCGAGAUGAUAUCAUUGAUGCAGAUUAGCUUGAGUGAGUAUGUUCUCAACAAUUCCGAUGUCAAAUAACUCGAAGAAGUCUUCCUUUUGAGUUGGGUUCUUAAGAAGGGUCUUCUGCAAAUUUAAGCGUCGACAGCGGUAGUGUAGCAGCUUAGUUUUGUAGAGAUUGUGAGUACGAUAAUCCCCGUAUCAUGCAAUGCCCUGUAUUCGGUGGCACGUAUGAUGCUGGGGUUUUCGUUGUAGAUAGAAAGUGUGAAUUGGUGGGCAUCACCAUAGCAUCUCCACUCUGGUGCUUCAAAUUGUGUCUACAAUAUAGUCCUUGAAAUAGCGCCUCAAUCUCACGCACUGCCACGCCAAAAAAACUAUACGAUUUUUGGUGUGAAGUUAUUGUGACAUAGUAAUGUUACUGUUGGUGUUCAUGGGUACCCUUGUUUAUUACAUUUUAAAUUCUACACAAUUGACUAGUACUACAAUGCUCA